Messenger RNA from Peniophora sp. CBMAI 1063, 1245 nucleotides. Lineage: Eukaryota; Fungi; Basidiomycota; Agaricomycetes; Russulales; Peniophoraceae. The record is from the annotation of a GenBank genome assembly.
AUGACCAGGUUUCGUUCGCAUGCAUUCACUCGCGCCUUCUCCGUUCGUCAUGCGCCUGCAAGACUUCCCAGGAAAGGCGACAAAGUCGUUGUUGGUAUGUCCGGAGGAGUAGACUCCUCUGUGACAGCAAAGCUACUCGCGGAGAAGGACUAUGAUCUCUCCGCCGUGUUCAUGCGAAACUGGGACUCCCGCGAUGAGAAAGCAUCCGACAUUGGCUGCGAAUGGGAGAAGGACUGGGAGGAUGUCCAACGAGUCUGCAAGAUGCUUGAUAUCCCCCACCGUAUGAUAGACCUCUCGCGCGACUACUGGAACCGUGUCUUUGAACCGUCUCUCAAAGCAUGGGAGUCUGGCGUGACACCCAAUCCUGACAUUUGGUGUAACAAAGAGAUCAAGUUUGGGUCAUUACUCGAACACUUACCGCCUGAUACGCAGUUCUUGGCAACAGGUCAUUACGCACGGAAGGAUCAUGAUGCAGAAACUGGGAGGCCGAAACUACUGCGAUGCGCUGACCCUACCAAGGACCAGACGUAUUUUCUGUCUUCGAUAUCUGAACAUGGCUUAUCCAAGGCGCUGUUCCCGCUGGCCGACCUGACAAAAACGCGAAUACGGGAGAUUGCUCACGCUGCGGGUCUGCCUACUGCAUCGCGGGCAGAGAGUAUGGGUAUAUGCUUUGUAGGCGAGAAGCGCCGCUUCUCCGAGUUUCUAUCGGACUACUUCCCACCCCGGCCCGGUCCUAUAUGCGAUCUAAAAACCGGUCGUGUACUAGCCGAACACAGUGGUCUGUGGUCAUUGACGAUAGGGCAGAACGCGAGAGUCCCGGGCAUGCCCGAACGAAUGUUUGUCGUCAGCAAAGAUCCAUCGAGCAACAUCAUUUGGGUCAGCAAUGGCGCCUCACCCGCCUUGCGCGUGCCGUCUAUUACUUGCAGCGACUUUGCGUGGAUAUGGGCAGACUCGCCGCCUGGCGGUAUAGACUCGCCACAUGGGUUCCGUGCGUCGGUGAAGGUCAGACACAAGACGGGACAGACGCCUUGCACUGUGUUCCGUGCGAGCUCGGGCGGAGUACGUAUCGAAUUUGACGAGCUCGAGAAAGGCGUAGCCGAGGGUCAAGUCGCAGUUUUGUGGGACGGAAACUGGUGUCUAGGAUGCGGCACUAUCUCCGGCAUAGAACACGCCGCUUCUUCGGCGCCACCUGCUGAGCCCGUGUUGGCCGCAGGUGUUGAGUCUCUACCUGUAUCGUUGACCUAG